Aspergillus oryzae RIB40 is the source of this 834-nucleotide messenger RNA. RefSeq names its product SDR family oxidoreductase. Bases 1 to 834 code for a protein of 277 amino acids. The transcript is spliced from 4 exons. The record is from RefSeq and is a predicted model, not a curated record. NCBI's taxonomy places the organism in Eukaryota, Fungi, Ascomycota, Eurotiomycetes, Eurotiales, Aspergillaceae.
AUGGCUUCUACAACAUCCUCGGCUGCUCCUCAACAGCACUAUUCUCGUAACUGGUGCAAACCGAGGUUAGUUAGGCACAUGAGUAUCACGAGCACAUUCCUUUUACUGAAUUUAUCUACGCCACCAGGUAUCGGCAAAGGCCUAGUAACUGCAUACCUUGCAAAGGCCAACACUACUGUGAUAGCGACAUGUAGAGAAGUGUCCGAACAGAUUACAAAAGACUUGUUCUCUCUUUCUAGAGGUCACGGCUCUAAUCUCAUCAUUGUCUCUCUUAGCCUUGAUAAGCCACAGAGUGUCAUUAAUGCAGUUUCUCAACUACAAAGGCAUCACUCGAUUAAUAAAAUUGAUAUCGUGAUUGCAAAUGCUGGGAUAUGCAUUCACUAUGGCCCUUUAGCACGCAUGGAGGAUGCAGACCUGGUAUCGCACUUUGACGUGAAUACCCUUGGCCCGAUCAGGCUAUUCAGGGCGACUUUGCCGCUGCUGCAAGCCAGCAGUCAACCCAAGUUCAUCUAUAUCUCAUCCGAAUUAGCCAUCAUCACUGGCCUUGAACGCUCUUCGUCGUUGACUUCGGCGUACGGUGUCUCGAAGGUAGCCAGCAACUACCUAGUCAAGAAAAUUCACACAGAACAUCCGGAUAUGAUCGCAUUUUCAAUUGAUCCAGGAUUUGUCCAAACUGAUAUGGGAAAUCGCGGCGCGCAGUGCAAUGGGCUAGAGAAAGCUCCGAUGACUAUUUCCGAAAGCGUCGAAGGAAUUGUCAAUCAGGCGGAAAAAGCCUCCAAAGAAACAACCUCAGGCAGAUUCAUAAAACAUGAUGGUGAGCAGCUUCCGUGGUAA